AUGAGCAAUAUCGUACAAUCGGUAGAGGGGUCGGGCGGUGACGUCGUCGCCGCCGCCGCAACCGCUACCGAGAAGGCCGGGGGAUGGCAGCGCGGCCCACGACCCGAAAUGGCGUACCAGUGCGGAAAUCUCGACGACUUGCUGGCCGCUAUGCAGUACGAGGUCCAGACGCAUUCGCAGAGUCUCAUUCCCGAGGAGGCCUCUUGCCGGCUGCUGUUCACUUUGAAUGCCGGCCUCGAGUUUCCGAAGGUGCGGAACGCAUCCUCGGCAUCGUCGUCGUCGUCCCUAGCAGCUGCGACCCCGCCACUGUCGUUGAACAAAGCGACAAAUGCUCCGAUUGAUCCGGAUCCAUGCCCGGGCUACAGCAUCGCAGCCGCUCUGUCGAAUUUCUGUGAUUCGAAGGAGAAGCUGAAGUACCAACGUGUCAUCGCCAAGGCAAUCAUCACGACAGUUGGCGCAGCCGACGGCUUCCGGUACGCCGAAAGGCGCGCCACGGACACGGCCAAAUCGGAUGGGUACAGGUUUUGGUAUGUGUGCCGGGACUCACUCCAAAACAAAGAUAGAGUGGCGAACAAACGGGCGAGUGGGCAAGAACCUGGUCCAGAUGCGAAAGAUACCUUCGAUUGCAAGGGUGGAGCCCGAGUCACCUUUUCGAUCAAGAAUCUCUGCAUCGAUGUCUGGUAUCACCAUUUGCCCAUUCAUGACUCAGCCUUCGAGCUCGAUAAAGCGAACGGAGCUCAGAAGGAACAAGUACAGCAGCAAGAGACUGCAAGUGUUUCGCAACCCCCAGUGCAGUAUCAGCCCAUGCCUAGCUAUGCAUUCUGGGAGACACCCUCGGGAACCGUGUCAUCCUCUACACCUCAAACCGACGCAAUCAAAGCGGGCUCAUCAAAGAGGAAACGAGCACGCCCGAAGAAACCCUCGGGAAACCUGAAUACAGAAUCUAGCGGUCCUUCUUCCUCUCAGGAUACACGCGGUCUUGACACGUUAGUUAACGCCAUCACCGUAGAUCUGAAUGGGGGCAUCAACGGCACCAUCCCGAAUGUCGCCGCUUCGUCUUCCAAGCCGAGGACGAAAAAGGCCAAAACACAAGCCGCACCGCAACCAGCAUCGGCAGUUGCCACGUCCAGCUUGCACACUGCACAUGCGCCGCUGCCUCCGGCUACAGAGUGCAUCGACGGCACGAACCCAGGCCCCACCGCAUCGUCGUCCAGACCGAAGGGAAAGAAGAACAAAAAGAAAACCACGGAACAACCAACACUGCCGGUCCCAGCAACAAGCCCACCACCGGCCUCGGUUUCAGCCUCAGCCUCAGUCCCAGAUAAAAAGAAGCGAGAUCGAGGUGGAACGAAUCGCUGCUCUACCUGCUCUUCCCGAAAGAUAAAGUGUGAUGGGAAGCGCCCAAUCUGCUCCGGGUGCGCUAAAAGCAACAAGGAUUGCAGGUGGCUAGUGUCGCAGCAAAUCCAAAGUUCGAAGACUAGCAGGAACGCGAAAGUCAGGGAGGGUGUGAUGAAGAAGAUGUCAAAGUGGAACGGAAGCAACCUGGGGUAA
Molecule: messenger RNA, 1551 nt
Organism: Diplodia corticola
Lineage: Eukaryota; Fungi; Ascomycota; Dothideomycetes; Botryosphaeriales; Botryosphaeriaceae
Product: c6 finger domain
Exons: 3
Coding region: 1-1551 (516 amino acids)
Biological process (GO): regulation of DNA-templated transcription
Molecular function (GO): zinc ion binding; DNA-binding transcription factor activity, RNA polymerase II-specific
Source: RefSeq, a predicted model, not a curated record